Messenger RNA from Rotaria sordida, 1161 nucleotides. Lineage: Eukaryota; Metazoa; Rotifera; Eurotatoria; Philodinida; Philodinidae. The record is from the annotation of a GenBank genome assembly.
AUGGGUUCGGUGACACAAGAAUGUCAGAUGGAUAAAAGAGAAUUUGAGGGUCGAAAUUUAGUCGUUAUCGAUACACCUGGAUUGUUUGAUACAGACAAAGAUCCAUUUUCGGUAGCCUACGAAAUAAGUAAAGCAGUGGGUAUCAGUGCUCCUGGACCGCAUGCAUUCAUCAUUGUUAUUAAAGCUGGUGGUGGUCGAUACACACGUGAGGCUGAAGAAACAGUGAAACUUGUUCAUGAUAUCUUUGGUGGUGAUGUUAUUCGUUAUUGCAUCGUUGUUUUCACUGGUGAAGAUAAUAUACAUAGAGAUGACUCAACAGCCACACUUGAAAACUGGCUCGCUCAAUCGACUGAUUCGGUUGUUAGCCUCGUUGAAGCUUGUAAUCGUCGUUGUAUGGCCAUUGAUACGACGGAGGCAUCAAAGGAACAACUUGAUAAUAAAGUGCGGGAGUUCAUGUCCAUAGUGGACCACAUGGUUCAAGAAAAUGGCGGACGAGUAUAUACAAAUGAAAUGUUAGGAAAAGCCGAACAGGCUUACAGAGAGCGGGAAGAAGAGCUGCUCCGAGUACAGAAGGAAGAACAAGAACGACGUCAACGACAAAUUGAUCAGGACCAGGAUGCGCUUCUUGCCGCUCGACUUCAGGCAGAAGAACGUGAAAAACAAGUUCGCACACAAUGCGAUGCUUUGGUGGCUACUCAUCGAGAACAACAACGUAAUGAGGAAACGCGGGCUAAAGCUCGCGAUCGCAAUCCUGACACAAUCAAGAAAGAAGAUGGAGUUUGGGAAUCAUUUUUCAAGUCCGCUCUGCCUAUUAUUAGCGAAGGUAUCAGUAAGGUAUACCUAAGCUCGACAGCUUCUCCUUCUGAACAGACAGAUGGUUCAUUAACACUGAAUGAUCAUUCAUCGAGUGGACGUUUGAGACAACCAACAGGAAGACAAGAAGAAAAUUCGUCAAAUUUUUUGUUUCCACGUCACGCAAGCGGCACUGGUUUACUCGGGCUCAGAGCACCAGGAACACCCUAUCGUCAUCCUCAUAUGGCAAAUUCUCCAACAGGUCGAUCACCUACAACUUUUGGGACACGCGGGAUAGGGUUUGGUGCAGGUCCCUUUGGUGGCAUGAGUAGAGGUGGAGGACCAGCGCAUCAUCACCAUCAUCAUUAA